AUGAAGAAUAGAUAUACCGAAGAAGAUAUCGCAGAGGCUCUUAGAGCGAUUACAAAUGGAGCAAGCAUACGAAGAGCUAGCUUGGAUUAUGGUGUUCCACGUACCACACUUCACGAUCGAAUAUAUGGUGGAGUUUCGCAUCAAAAAGGCGCCCAAAUACUUCAAAAGUUAUCUCCAAUUCAGGAGAAUCGACUAGCAGAAUGGAUAUUAGUACAGGAAGCUCUUGGUACUAGCCCUACACAUCGUCAAAUCAGAGAGAUGGCAGAGCACCUCCUUAUUGUACGAGGGGAGGAUCCCUCACUUGGAAAGAAAUGGAUACAUAGCUUUUUUCGAAGGCAUCCUAAUAUUGGAACUAAGAAGCAACAUCAAAUCGAUUCUGCACGAGUUUCAGGUGCUACAUCUGAUAUUAUUAAGAAGUGGUUCCGGAACCUCGCAAUCCCUGAAAUCAAGGCUAUUAAGCCGGCCAACAGAUAG
Messenger RNA from Botrytis porri, 474 nucleotides. RefSeq lists its product as uncharacterized. The coding region runs from base 1 to 474 and encodes 157 amino acids. Gene Ontology annotation, molecular function: DNA binding. Lineage: Eukaryota; Fungi; Ascomycota; Leotiomycetes; Helotiales; Sclerotiniaceae. The transcript has a single exon. The record is from RefSeq and is a predicted model, not a curated record.